UGUUAGGGUUCUAUCCCGAUUUGGGGCUUUUCAAUUCUGGCAAUGUUAUAGUCUGAAUCGAGUUGGAUAAGAGCAUUGGAGAAGAUGAGUGGCGUUAUGAAAGUAAAGAUGCAUUAUGGUGGAUAUGGUUCUGUAAAAGAAGAUUUGUUCAAUUACAUAGGAGGGUUAGUGAAGGAAGACAUGACCAUGGAUCCUGAUUAUGCAACAUGGUCCCUCUUUGACGAGUUUUGUGAAGAAAAUGGGAUGUCUGGGGUAGUUGAGAAGGUAUGGUAUAAGCUUCGAGAUGAAGAGAUUGGUUUAGCAAGGCUAAUCUAUGACGACAAAGAUGCCCAGAUUAGGCAGAUGUGUCGGGAAGCAAUGACAAAAACUGGUGAUAUUGACAUUUACAUUCAUCAAAUGGGUUGUGGGGAACAUCAUGAAUCUGAUGGUGAGGAACCAGUUGAGACGGGAGCUGAGGAUAAAGGUGUUGAAGACAAGGGUGAAGAUCCGGUUGAAGAAGUAGGUAAUGAUGACCCUAGAUUUGAAGCUUUAUAUAAUGAAAUCCACACAAGUCAGAGGGAUGAAACUGAGGGACAAUGUGCUGUUGAUGGUGGUGAACGAAAUGUAAAUGAGGGUGAAGCUGCUGUUGAUGAGGAAGAAUUAGAAAGACAAUGUGUUGAUGAUGAGCAUCCUAAUCCUGCACUUGAUACAGAUGAUGAAUGGGAAGAAUUCAAUCGUGAUCCAGAUGACUAUGUGGAUAAACACUUCUUGACCAGUUGGUGGCAAGACAAUUACUCAGAAAAUAUUAAACCUGUGAGAGGUGAAAGGAUGUGGAAAGCACAAGACAAAGGACCCAUUGAGGUGCCUGAAAAAAGGAAGCAAAGAGGAAGGCCAAAGAAGUAUGCUAGGAUAAAAGAGGCUCAUGAGUCAUCGACAAAUCCAAACAAGGUAACAAGGGAUGGAAGAACCAUGACAUGCUCCAAUUGCAAAGGAGCUGGACAUAAUAAAAGUACUUGUAAUAAACCCGUUGCUCCUUCAUAUCUUCCAAGAAAGAGGGGCAGACCAAGGAAAACUCCGAUUGAUAAUCAUGAUCCAUGGAGUAUACAAAAUGCACCUAGACGGCUAAGGACAGUUCAAAGCCAAACCAUACCAUCUGUUCCUCUAAGCCAAUCUACACCAAUUGAUCCUAGUCCAUCAACAGCUCCACCUACUAACACCGAAGCUUCUACUACUGGAAAAAAACGUCGCGGUCGUCCUCCAGGCAGCCGAGGAAGAGGUCGUGGCAAAGGGCUUGGCCGUGGGUCAGAUGCACCAAAACCUCCUAUUUUCUUCAUGUCACCUUGGACUAAUACUGUUUUUGAUGCGUGGCGCCCUCAAGACCCUUAGGCAUUACUAUGUUUUAUUUUGUAACAAGAAUCUUAGGGAUUAAGUUAUGUUAUUUUGUUACUGGAUACUCCUACCACUUAU
Capsella rubella is the source of this 1446-nucleotide messenger RNA. RefSeq lists its product as uncharacterized. The transcript is spliced from 4 exons. Gene Ontology annotation, molecular function: DNA binding. Bases 85 to 1365 code for a protein of 426 amino acids. NCBI's taxonomy places the organism in Eukaryota, Viridiplantae, Streptophyta, Magnoliopsida, Brassicales, Brassicaceae. The record is from RefSeq and is a predicted model, not a curated record.